AUAAUAGGAAGUACAUGCUGUAUCUCUGUUAAAGAGGCACUCGAACAGACACGUCGACCAUUCAAAGCAACAACAUGGUUGAAUUCAAAUGGAUUAAAAUGUCUUUAUUUCUGAUUGUGCUGCUUCAGUUUAGAGCAGCAGUAACAGGACAAGAUUCCUACAUCAUUGUCAGAGAUGGAGGUAGCGUCACUUUGCCUUGUAAAAAUGUGAUAAAAGGUCACGAUAGAUGUGACAGCACUACCUGGUUGUACAGUGAAAUAGAAAGGUCACCACUAGUAGAGCUGAUUAACCUUGGAAAUAUUACUAACGAUGCCAAAGCUAAAUCAGACAGACUGAGUGUUAGAGCGGACUGUUCUCUGGUUAUAAAGAACGUCACAGUUAAGGAUGCUGGUCAGUACACCUGCAGACAGUUCGACAGAUCAGGACGACAACAAGGUCCAGACUCUGAGGUUGAUCUGUCUGUUAUUAGCAUUCAUGAACACAAUGAUGCUGAUAAGGUGACAUUAUCCUGCUCUGUGUUGAAAUAUGGACGAUGUCAACACACAGUGGACUGGCUGUAUGAGGGUAUUACAGAUAAACUGGAUAAAACAACAGCUUCCUGCUUUGCCAAAGUGACCUUUAAGACUGGCAGUGUUGAUGAGAAGUUAUUUAAGUGUAAACUGACUGAACGUAACGGUGAGACACGGCUGUGUAACUUCAUCCCUCGGACCUCAUGUAAGAAACAGGGCAAAUCAGCGGACACAGAAAACACGACAAGAGUGGACAACAACAACACGUCUGCAAACAAGGAUGAUGAUGAUGAUGAUGAUCAAGGAAAACGACUCGAGUGGUGGUGGUUCCUUCUAGUGGCGGUGGGUUUACUCAUCCUCUUAAUAAUUGUCGUGGUAGUCGUAAGACGGAGGAGGAAACCUAAAGGGAAGAAAACAAAGAUGGAUGACGGCACUGUCGAUGCUGGAGAUGUUUCCUACGCCUCCGUCAGCUACAUCAAGAAGAAUGACAGCAAACCUCGGGUUCAGACUCACGAUGAUGAUGAUGAUGAUGAUGAAGGUGCUGCAGUGACCUACAGCACUGUGAAAAUUUCCUCCUCUUCUGCCGGAGCCUCCACUGAUCCCAACACCAUCUACGCUACUGUCAACAAACCCAGCCAAUAAGAGACCACAGUAUAGUAACAGUCCAUAUCAGUACCAUAGAUUUCAUUAGAGUUGUACUUUACUGUGUUAUUGAUGUGUAUUGAUCCCCAUGGAAACAAAUAGUGCAGUCCUAAUCCUAGAGAGCAUUUAUAUUAAUUUAUAUGCUUGUAUAUAGUCAUGAUGCUGUAAACCCAGUUAUGCUGUUUAAUUUCUUCUAUGAACACGUGACCUCUGUUUCCCUCUUAUAAUUAUUUAAAUAAUCAUUUUUCCAGGCAGUAUUGUUACU
This is a messenger RNA of Scomber japonicus (chub mackerel), 1416 nucleotides long. RefSeq lists its product as uncharacterized. Gene Ontology annotation, biological process: positive regulation of ERK1 and ERK2 cascade; interleukin-15-mediated signaling pathway; T cell activation. Bases 75 to 1151 code for a protein of 358 amino acids. The record is from RefSeq and is a predicted model, not a curated record. Gene Ontology annotation, molecular function: MHC class II protein binding; protein tyrosine kinase binding. The transcript has 8 exons. Gene Ontology annotation, cellular component: external side of plasma membrane; membrane raft. Lineage: Eukaryota; Metazoa; Chordata; Actinopteri; Scombriformes; Scombridae.